Messenger RNA from Notolabrus celidotus (New Zealand spotty), 8137 nucleotides. RefSeq names its product beta/gamma crystallin domain-containing protein 1-like. Bases 328 to 7650 code for a protein of 2440 amino acids. The transcript has 22 exons. The record is from RefSeq and is a predicted model, not a curated record. NCBI's taxonomy places the organism in Eukaryota, Metazoa, Chordata, Actinopteri, Labriformes, Labridae.
CACAGGGCUGUUUGCCUCGGGGUGUGCUACCUGGCCCGGGCAGAUUCCACCUCCAUGUCAGCCUCCUCUACCCUGGGAAAAACAAAACUCUACUCAAUGGCAUGUCUGAGGUCUUCAGAAGUUAGCUCAGAUACUUUCCUAUGUUGGCUCGCGCUAAAUAUUAAUUAGGCAGUGCAGGGAUCUGCUCAGUCUGAGGAGGGACAGGUUUUUACCUCACAGAGGCGGAGGAGCUCUGAAAGGCGUCUUUCAUGUGAGAGCUCUGCAGCGAGCUGCUUUGGACUCAUUUGUUCCCGACACAGCUGGGAAGGCAGCAGAAAUACUGUAAUCAUGUCUGAGACCCCUGAGGAGCAGCCGAGUACCGGGGUCUUGGGUCGUAUUGGGAGCUGGUUCUCUCCAUGGAGGGCAAAGAGUCCCAAGAGUCCAUCUGAACAUGCCUCCCCAACAAGUGAUGAGGUUUUUAAGUCAGAGGGAGAAGAAGAGGAGAGUGAGGAGUCUGUAAGACCCAGAGGAAGGCAACAACAGAAGAAGGAGAUUCAACAGAUCUCCAGAGACAUUUUCUUCGGGGAAGGCGAGGACGCCACGCAGUCUGCCCACAGAGACGGCUCUGCUGUGAGCAGCACUGAGAGUGCAGGAGGAGGUCCAAAUGAGGAGGAGUUUUUCGGGUGGGGGGAGAACAGAACAGGGCAGGGCAAGGAUAGGGAGGAGGGCAGCAACGGUACUUCAGAGAGCGGGAAUUCAAAGGAGAAUGCCAGCCAUCUGACACAUCUCUCUUCUUCGCCUGAGCAGGGAGUGCUACGGGACUCUGACCGAGCCCAUACCCAGCCUCAGGCCCAAAGAAAAGCACAGGCCCAGACAGGCAAGAGGCUCCAAGUUUACUUGGAGGAGACCAGUGUGAUUCAUUGUGGCAAAGACACAAACUCCGGACAGGAAGUCAUCACUAAGGUCAAGACAAGCCUGCAGGUUCACCCUAGGGCGAAAUCCACAAAGAGUUUUGAUCUACCAAAGAGGGCAAAUUCAACAAGCGCAGAGAACAAAAGGACAAAUGUGACGCCCGCGGUUGGGGCACCAAGUUAUUACAGUGCCCUAGUGGGAGUGUCACUGAAAUCACAGAAAGACUCAGAGCUAGAGGCUGAACCUGAUCAUAAACAAACAGAGGAAGACAUAAUGGGGCGGAAAAAUUCUGCCAAAAGGAGACUCAGGAAGAACUCUCAGGGAGAUGGAGGGAGCAGCCCCCAGCAGGAAAAAAUGCCUCCCAAUGCUGUCUCAGAGGGAUUCCCUUCAUCAGAUAACACAGUGACCAGCGCUGAGGGCAAGAGUCCAAACACUAACAUGGGAGAGUCAUCUGCACACUCCUCCUCUAAGCACCACCCAUCCUCUCAGGCCUCACCUGUAGGAGGAGAAGGUGAGACUUCCUGUCCUGACUCAGUCACCAAGCUGGAUGUCUUCCAGGACGCAAAUUCCACAGUUACAGAAGCCACUGCGGCAAGUGUGGUGGAUGGAGGAGCAGUCAUGGAGGACGAUGACAGUCUUUACAAAGUGGAAAGGAAAACAGAGACACCGGAGUCCAAACGUAGGAGUAUGAAGGUUUCUCGGAGCGAGGUGAAGUUUUUUACAAAAAGCGUGGCUCUGAAUUCAAAGCAAAGUCCAGCAGGUGACACCCAGGAUUUCAGCUCGAGACUGAAUUCUUUCCAAGAUGAAGCUAAGGAUAAAGUCAAAACAGAGACUGAUUCAAGACAACAUAGUCUUAAAAAAAUUGAUGAGGAGGCUAAGCCUGUGAGUGGCCGGAUUGCAGAUAGAAUCAGCCUCUUUGAGCGCCCUGCAGGUGGGGUCAGCAAGUUGACUUCUAAAGCCCCGAGGAGUGCCGAUGUUUCACCCAUCAGGAAAGACAUAGAGGAGCUGAAAGUUAAUUUUUCAUCAUCAGACCAGAGAUCAAGAUCAGUUGAGCGUUAUGGCACAAGCAGGUCCAGCUCUGCGUCACCUGCCAGGGAGAAGCCGGUGACGAUCAAGGAGCGAAUGAAGAAUCUCAGUGAGGCAACAAAAGCAGGGGUAAAGCCAGCGUUGCCUCUAAAGCCAAGUAUGACAAGAAUGCCUCAAAAAACCACCCCGUCAGCUGCAUCAAAGUCACAAGAACUGGACAAUCAGGGUAAACAGGAUACUAAACAGCGUAUGCAGAUAGAAACCAAAACAGAGAUAACAUCUAAACCAGAUGGGCAAGACGCAGCUGAUGUAGAGGUUAAGAUUUUCCCUCCUGAAGAACAAGCAACAGACUCCAAAAGAAAGGACCUAGAGGCAUCAAAAGCAUCAGAUCAAUGUAAGAAACCUAACAGUGUUGAAACAUCUCUCCCAGCAAAAGAGCCAGAAGACUCGAAAGAACCUAACAUGAGCCUGAGCCCAAGGUCUAAAGGCCAAAACAGAACAGGCUCCCGCUCUAAGAGAAGGAAAAGUAAAGAGCCGACCAGUCCCAUGAGCCCAAACAUUGAGAACAAACCCGAUCACUUUACAGCAAAGUCAGAAAUCGCUGCUUUAAACCCAGAGCAGGUGGAUGAUGCAGAAACUGCCUCUGCAUCUAAACAACCCACAGAGAAGGACAUAACACGUGAUAAAGCCAAAGAAAAGAUACCAGAUAAACAGUCUCUGCCUGACACCAAACACAAAGCUUUUAAGGAUGAUGGAGAGGAGUCGGACAAACAGAAGAAACAGGUGGAUUCUUCUUUUAAAAAGGAGAAAACUGACAAACCACUCGAAAAGCAGGGGGGAUUGUCUGAACCGCCUGUCACCAAAGAUGAACCUGAUACUGCUGCUUGUAGCAGUAAAACAAAGACACUUAUUGAUAAGGGUUCUGUUGUUUUACCCCACAAGGAGGAAAAAGGAGGAGGAUUGUUCACUCAGGAGGGGAGAAAGGCCUCUAAGGACAGUAAAGAAAUGUCAUCCUCCUUCUCCCCUUCCUCUUCACCUGCACCUCAAAAAGCUACUCAGAAAACUCCUGCGAAGGAGCAAGAGUCUUCUGUUGAACAUCCCAAAUUGAACAAAGAUUUGUCAGUGCAAUCUGAGCCAAAGAGUCAAGGAAAAGUGAAGGAGUCUAGUCAAGAAGAGGCAGGGCAGAAAGAUCAAUCCAAAAACAAGAACACAACCCUAACUAAGCAGGCUGAGAGUAAAGACGUGGGCAAGCUAGUAAAGGAAGAUAGAGAAAUAAAAAAACAAGCUGAGAGUAGAGACACAGGUAAAUUAGAAAAGGUAGAGAGCAAAAUAUCAAAACAAGCUGGGAGGAAAGAAAUGGACAAAUCUGAAAAGGCAGAGAGAGAAAGAACACAUCAGACUGAAAAGAAAGACAAAGAAAAAGCACUCCUGCACUUAGAUAAGAGUACCAAAAAGUCAGAGCUCUCAGAGGGUGGGCAAGGUUUCCAAGAGACAGAUGCAUCUGUUUUGAGGAAAGGUGAAGGAAAAAUGGCUGAAAGAAAAGAUGACACACAGCUCUCCCAAAACACAACAAAACCAGAAUCCAACCAACAGGAACCCGCGUCUAAAAGCACGGAAAAGACAUCAUCAGACAUUCGUAUUCAAACACAACAUGAGACACAGAACAAGUCUUCAGGUUCUCAGAAAGCUGGCAUUGGCACACACGCUAAGCAGGCUGGGAGUGGGAUCGAGAGUGAUAAAGAACCAUCAAAGGCAGAGAUGGUAACAAAUGUGCGAAAGAACUCAACAGAAAGCACUGGAACAAAAACAGAGCCAGUGUUGACCGCAGCAGAUCCAAAGCCUAAUUCUGUAUCCGUGGAAAAAUCUGAAAACUCACUAGAUGACUCAUGUGCACAUGGAGCUAAUGAUGCUAAGCUCUCCAGCCAAAAGCCUAUUACCAAAGCAGCUACAGCAGUCAAGGAAACAACUGUAAAAGCCAGUAAUGACACUCCAGCUCUGAUUACUGCAAAGGCUGAUAAUAUGGCAGCUACACAGACAACACUUAAAAAACCUACUCUCAUUACUGCCCCUGAAUCUGUAGAUAGCAAGAGAGGAAGGCAGGAUAAGGCUGCCAAGUUAGCAUCCUCAGAAGUGAAUAUCUCUGGAGAUAAUGUGAAACUUUCUCCGAGUGUGCAACUGCAUGAGGCAUCAAAAAACACAGAGAGCACAAGGGAUAUCACUCCACUAAAGGGUGCAGGGAUAAAGGCAGAGGUGUCCUUGAAUAGCACUGCUUCCAAAUCUACAGUUAACGUGGUAGGGAUGUCAGCUGAAAAAUCAAUCCUGACACCAGAGAAUGAGCUUUCUCUUAUUAUGAAUGGUAUAAUCAACCCGUAUGCACCAUCCACCACUGUCAAAAAGGAACAAUUCAAUAUUAAGCAGAGUCAAACCCCAAAAGCACCAACUUCCCAGGAGGACAAGAAGCCAACUAAAGACUCAAGUCAGCGUUCACCCAUGAAGAAGCUCCACUUGCCACGGGGACUAAGCAAAGAUGAUUCCACAGCAAGUGAACAACAAGACGCCCCAUCCAGCUGGCUGGAUGUGGACUUCCCAAAGCGGAAACUCAAAGUGUCCAUGCCUAAACUGACCCAUGCUGGAAGUGAGAGCAACCUUCUUGACACGCCAGAUGACCUAGAUGAUGAUGAUUUUGUCGAGAGAAUCAAGAAACUCUGCGCCCCGUUCUCACUUCCACCACGUAAACACAAUCCAUUCAGGCCACCUCAGCCACCAUUCGCCAUGCCUGCUAUCAGGGAGGACCGGUUUGAGAAGACAUUUGACCCUGAGGAGUUUAAGUUUGGCUUGAGGAAAAAAAAACAGUUCAGCAUAGAUACAACCCCGAGCACCUUAAUCAAACUGCAGAACACAGAGGAAAAGUCUGUCCCGAAGCCGGCCAGGGUGAGUUUGGCUGACAGGAGCCUGCUGCUUAGCAGCCUGGACACUCAUUCUCGACUAAGGGAGAAGAGCCCCUUGAAUGAAGACGAGGAUUUAAAGGAAGAAAAAGACGACCAAAUCAAGUGGAAGUCUCGCUUGGAGGGGAGCUGUGUCCUCAGCAGCCUGACCAACUCUAUCCACAGAGGAAAGAGGUCUGGGCUUCAAACCCAUGCAGAUGGCACCAGCUCUGGGGAUGUUUCACCCAGUGAUUCCCCCCUGCCUAGCCCUCCACUGUCAUCCCAGCCACCCCCACCAAGCCCGACUGCUACAGCACCACUCAAAGACAUACUGGCCAAGCAGAGCAACAAAGAGGAAGCCCAGGCAGGGGAGGCUGUGGUCAGUGACUCAACCCCUCCAUUUCCCUCCUUUAACGACAUCAAGCUGCCGGACUAUUUAGAGAAGUACCUCCCCCGAGAACCAAAACCCGUGCAGAGCAAACAAGGACAAGAGCAAGCCAGAACCGAGGCUACUGGAAAAAUGACAACUCCAGCCCCUGUAGUUGAAACAGAUGUGGCUGUAAAACCAGGUCUUGUGCUCCCUGAUGCUGUGCCUCCACGUUUCCCUGGGAUUCCUCCACCCUCCCACUCUACUCUCCCUGAGCUCAAGCAGCCUCUGGCUCACUCACAGGGGAUCCUUGAUAAUAACAUAAGAACUGUCAAGGGAUUUCACAAGCGCCCUGGAAAGAUGGUGUUGUUUGAGAAAGCUCAGUUCAGCGGCCAGGCGUUUGAGAUUUACAGAGAUGUUGCAGAUGCUACGUCUCUGAAGCUCUCACCUCUUAUAUCUGUGAAGGUUGUUAGAGGAUGUUGGGUGCUCUACGAGAAGCCUGAUUUUCAGGGGCGCUGCAUCGCCCUGGAGGAGGGAGGCAUUGAAUUGUCAGAUGUGUGGGCUGAGCCUGCACCAGGGACUGAACCACAGAAUGGCCCGCCAAUGCUUAUUGGAUCGAUUAGACUGGCCGUCUCGGAUUACAGCCUCCCUCAUAUCGAUCUGUUUACUGAACCAGAGGGCCUUGGCAGAGUAACACCGUACCAUGAUGACACCAUUGAGACAGGCUCAUUUGGCAUCCCGCUGAGCACUGCUUCCAUCCAAGUACACUCUGGGGUGUGGCUGGUGUUCAGUGACCCCGGCUUUCAGGGCAUGGUGGCUGUGCUGGAGACAGGAGUUUAUCCUUUCCCUGAGACCUGGGGCUUCCAAUCACCAUUUGUCGGCUCAAUUCGACCAUUAAAAAUUGGCGGUUUCAAAGUGGAAAAUCCCAGUGAAGUCAAGGCUGUGGUGUAUGAGAGUCCUGGCUUUGAAGGCUCCUGUUUAGAAAUCGACAGUGAAGUUUUCAGCUUUAGUGAAAGUGAAGAAGACAACCCCCCUGAUGGAGUCAACUCAGACUCAAAGAAAAUUAAAUCUGUGGGUUCUUUCAAGAUCAUCGGAGGACUCUGGGUGGGUUACAGCCAUCCUGGGUUUGAGGGCCAGCAGUUCAUCCUGGAGGAGGGAGAGUAUAUGGACUGUACGGACUGGGGAGGCCCUGAGCAGCUCCUGUCACUGAGACCAAUACAAGCUGACUUCUUGUCUCCGCACCUCAAAAUGUUCAGUGACAGAAACUUUGGAGACAUGGGAGUCAACAUUGACCUCACAGUGCCUGUCAUCAACAUGGAUAACACAGGCUACGGCAUGAAGACACAAUCUAUUGAUGUUAUGAGCGGAGUAUGGGUUGUGUUUGAGGAGCCAGGUUUUUGUGGGGAGUCUUACAUCCUGGAAAAAGGCUUGUAUGGAAGCCCUGAGGACUGGGGGGCGAUGCAGCCCAGAGUGGCCGCUGCAAUGCCUGUUGUUUUGGAUGACUUUGAGAACGCAGCCAGUUUUAAGGUGCAGCUAUUCUCUGAUCCAGGUUUUCAAGGCACUGUCCUCACUCUGGAGGACAGUGUGACCUCCCUACAGGACGGUUUCUCUGUGGCAUCAUGCAAAGUCCUGGCUGGCAGCUGGCUGGCAUUUGAGGGUAAGGACUUCUCUGGCAAGAUGUACGUGUUGGAAGUGGGAAGCUACCCAGACCUGAGAGCAAUGGGCUGUUUUAAUGCGAGCUCAUCAAUCCUGUCACUACAGACUGUUGGCUUUGAGUUCUCACUGCCUUCAAUCACUGUUUUUGAGCGCUGUGCUCUGAGGGGGAAGAGGGUGGUGCUGACGGAUGGAUCGGUCAACCUUCAGCUGGCUGGAGGCUGCAGCAGAGUCCAGUCUGUGCUGGUGGAAGGAGGCAUUUGGGUGUUAUAUGAGGAAAUCAACUAUCGUGGUGCCCAAGUUUUGCUGAAACCUGGCGAGAUCUCUGAUUGGCACCAGUUCUGCAGCUGGCGGAAAAUAGGCUCCCUCCGUCCUCUUCUGCAGAAAAAGGUGCACUUUCGUAUCAGGAAUAGAAAGACAAGGCUGAUGAUGUCACUCACCGGAGAUUUGGAUGAUGUUAAAAUGAUGCGGAUCCAAGAAAUGGAAGACACUGAUGGAUUCGAGCAGAUCUGGCUCUAUCAGAAUGGACAUCUUCACUGCAAGAUGCUGGAGGAAUGCUGCCUGAGCCCCAGUGGUAGUAUGACAAUGGCAGGGAGCCGCGUAGGUCUCACCCCUGAACCACAAAAUCACCUCUGGAGCAUCACACCUGAGGGCUUUAUUCGCUACUCACCCACAUCUGAUCUGGUCCUGGAGGUCAAAGGGGGCCACAACUAUGAUAAAAACCAAGUAAUUCUGAACACAUUGGAUCCACACAAACUGCACCAACGGUGGGAUGUGGAGAUUAUAUGACAACACAUGAUUCACUGCUGGACUGGAUCGGUACAAAUAGUCAGACGCACAAGUCAUCACCGGCUCUGUAGACGGAUACUCAAGGACAUGUGGAGAGAAUCAGAGGAGAGGCUUGACCUUUGCUGCAGGAGAGAUAAAUAAAUCCAAAUAAGGAGGUCAACAAGGAGCAAAGGAAAACACUCAGAAGAAUAGAGAAUCUGGCGUUAAAUACUUCAUAUUUCACACUUUAGCAGUAAUAUAUACUGAUGUUUAUUUUUGUCUUUUUAAGAAUAAAUCUGUUUGCCUAUUGUUAAUGAACUUGAACAGUGUUAACACUUUAUCAUAGCUUUCUAUGCAUUGUAUUUUAUGGCUUUCUUUUUGUGCUGCAUGCAACAUGACGAUGCAAAAAGAGUGUCUCUUGAAACGUCUUUUUUCUGUGUUUAAUCAAAAACUAGACAGCACACAACUCUUUUGUUGUCAGAAUAAUAAAAGUAUUUUUGUCAAUACA